Messenger RNA from Condylura cristata (star-nosed mole), 2606 nucleotides. RefSeq names its product hyaluronan binding protein 4 (gene HABP4). The record is from RefSeq and is a predicted model, not a curated record. Gene Ontology annotation, molecular function: RNA binding. The transcript has 8 exons. Gene Ontology annotation, biological process: positive regulation of translational initiation; positive regulation of RNA splicing. Lineage: Eukaryota; Metazoa; Chordata; Mammalia; Eulipotyphla; Talpidae. Bases 116 to 1366 code for a protein of 416 amino acids. Gene Ontology annotation, cellular component: cytoplasm; nucleus.
GGCUGGGCUGGGCUGGGAGGGCAGUGGCGGCGGGCGGGAUGGGUCCUGGGUGCCGGCUUCGCUGAGACUCGCUCGCGUGGGCUGCCCGCGGCGGGCCCGCAGUGGCCGCGGCGGCAUGAAGGGCGCUCUUGGGAGUCCCGUGGCCGCGGCUUCGGCCGGCGCCGCCAUGCAGGAGAGUUUCGGCUGCGUCGUGGCCAACCGCUUCCACCAGCUGCUGGACGAUGAAUCGGACCCGUUCGACAUCCUGCGUGAGGCCGAACGCCGGCGCCAGCAGCAGCUGCAGCUGCAGCGCAAGAGACGCGACGAGGUGGCGGCUGGGGCCGGUAACCGCGGUGGCCGGAGCCCAGCCGGAGCCUCGGGCCACAAGCCCGGCGCCGGCGGCGGCCGGAGGGAGUCCCAGAAGGAGCGCAAGAGCCUCCCGGUCCCCGGCGCGCCGCAGCCGGACAGCCCCGGGGGUGGCCCGCCACCGCCCGGCCAGAAGCGAACUCUCAGAAGAGGGGAGCAACAAGCAUGGAAUGAUAGCCGGGGAACAGAGGUGGCUCUUGAUAGAGCAGAGCGAAGAUCCUACAGGGAAUAUCGCCCUUAUGAGACCGAGCGGCAGGUGGACUUCACACCCGAGAAGUUUUCAGAUGAAAAACCAUUUGACAGGCUUGAUAGAGAUAGACCACUGAGAGGCCGUGGUGGCCAAAGAGGGGGCAUGCGAAGCAGAGGAAGAGGCGGUCCUGGGAACAGAGCUUUUGAUGGUUUUGACCAGAGAGGAAAACGAGAAUUUGAAAGAUAUGGUGCCAAUGAUAAAAUAGCAAUCAAAACUGAAGACAGCAUGGGUGGAUGUGGAGUUCGCACCUGGGGAUCAGGUAAAGAUAGCAGUGAUAUGGAGCCAGCAACGCUGAUGGAAGAGACUACAGUGGUGGAAGAGUUCUUGGGGUCCCCAGAGGAGGAAGCUCCAGCCAAAGUUCCUGACUUAGAGGUAGAAGAAGAAACUCAAGUUCAAGAGAUGACCCUUGAUGAGUGGAAAAAUCUGCAAGAACAGACCAGACCAAAGCCUGAGUUUAACAUCCGGAAACCUGAGUCCACUGUACCUUCCAAAGCAGUGGUGAUACACAAGUCCAAAUAUAGAGAUGAUAUGGUGAAGGAUGACUAUGAGGAUGAUGCCCACGUUUUCCGGAAAGCGGCCAAUGACAUCACAUCCCAGCUGGAGAUUAAUUUUGGUAACCUCCCUCGUCCCGGACGUGGAGCCAGAGGUGGCACACGAGGAGGCCGGGGAAGGAUCAGAAGGGCAGAGAACUAUGGACCCAGAGCAGAAGUUGUGACACAAGAUGUUGCUCCAAACCCAGAUGACCCUGAGGACUUUCCUGCUCUGGCUUGAGAGAGCCCCAUUUCCCUGGCAACUUAAACAGCAUGGCGUACCUAUCAAGAGACUUUUGCUGUGGGGGAAGAGAGUCAGACUCUAAGAACAAUAGAUGUUGCUUUUUCCCGUGAAGUGUGACUUCAUUGCACUUUUUUGGCCUAGAGGUGUGGGAUCUGGAUUUUUCCAGACACUCAGGGCAGCAGUUCUCUGCGGGGGUUCAUCUGGAACUUUCCCGAGAAAGUGGAGAAUGGUGAUUAUUUUUUUAUUGAAGGAAUUCCAAAUGAAGUUUAGAAAUAAUGUUUAAAUAUUAUUUUACAUAGAGUUUGUAUUAAAUCCUCCAUAGGCAUAGAGGGGAAAAUUGUAAAAUAGAAUUACUGAGACUCCUUAGUAAGUUGUAUAAAUUGUAGCAGAGGGCUGUGUCCUUUAGCUUUAUAGAAAAUUCAUAUAACUGGACCAUUUAAAGCAGUCACAGCCUACUUUUCAGAGACCAAGAAAUUAAAUACAAUUGUAUUUAUUGUUCACUUGUAAAUGUGAUUCUCUCCUAUAAUUUUUUGAGUUCUGGUUUUCAUUUAACCUAGCAGCUCUUGGUCAGCCACUCGGUUGUACACUUAGCAACAAGAGAAUUAGGGCAAAGUAUUGAUAGUUAAUGGCAAUUUAAACUACCUCGUGGCUUCUGUGUAUGUACGCGCACAUGCACACACAGUGUAAAUGUGCAUACUUUUGUGUGGUUUUUUGGAUGAGGAUUACAUAUAUAUGGUUUUUAAAAUCGUUAUUUAACUCAUCAAUUAAAUGAGAAGGGGUCCAGGCAAAAGCAGUGUAACUUACCACCAGACCCUGUCCCUCGAACUGACUGUCAGAACUCAAAAGCUUCUGUCCUUAUGUUGGGCAAGUUUGUAAAUAAUAUUUAUUGAACACCUAUGUGCAGUUUUUCUCACUCAGUGUUUACGACAGUCAGAUUCCUGUUUCUUGCCUUUAGUGAAGGGCUGGGGUUAGAGGUUCACUCACCCACAGAGUCCCACCCUAACAGAGAGCUGGAUCUGCAGCACCCUUGGUGUGGAGUAGGGACUGGGGGAGCAGUCACAGCUGCCGGAAGCUCUCCUGGCUUUGCUGAUGAAACCGCAGUGCCGUUUACCUCUUGUCAGUUAAUGUGCUUGUGUUGACAUCUGAACCUUGGUCCCGGGAUCUGUGCUUUGCUAUACUAUCUAAGGUGGUUCUAAGCUUAAACCAAGUGUAAAUAAAAGUUGGUAUUCCCUCCUAA